Prorocentrum cordatum is the source of this 1488-nucleotide messenger RNA. NCBI's taxonomy places the organism in Eukaryota, Dinophyceae, Prorocentrales, Prorocentraceae. The record is from the annotation of a GenBank genome assembly.
AUGGCGUUGUGUGCACAUGAUGUGAACCUGGGGAUGCCGGAAGACGCACUGACGCCUGUGCGCAAGCGCCGCCGCCUGUGCCGCAUUGACUCUGGCGAGAAGGAGAACCGGCCCGCCCUCGCGAACGCGCCGGCCACGUCCCGGGUGGAGGCCGAGCAGCCUCCGAGGCGAGCCCCUCCCGGGCGGCAGCAGCCGCCGCAGGCCAGCCCGAAGGCAUUCCCCAAGGAGUACCCGCUCAUAGCCCGUGAGCGCGAAUGUGCUCAGCUCGACGCGUUCAUCGACAGGUGCCUGGCAGGUGGCCCCAGCAAUGGUGGUUGCUUGUACGUGAGCGGCGGGCCAGGCACCGGCAAGACGUGUUCCGCGCGGGCCGCGGCCGCCGCGCGGCAGAGCAGGAGCCCCGAGACGCAGAUUAUCGAGGUGAACUGCAUGAACCUGCAGCAGCGCACCACAGCGGGGCUGUUUCGGCACCUCGAGGAGGCAGCGGGUGUGAGGAGGCACACCCGCAGCGGCACUGCUGCAGAGGCGGCAGCAGCGCUCGGGCAGUUGGGGAGCAAGGUCGUCGUCAUCGUGGACGAGGUGGACCAGCUAGUGGGCACGACGGCCCGGCUUCGCGCCGCAGGCCUGAGGUCUUUGGGUAGUCUCGCCUCCCUGCCGCUGCUGCCCGGCGCUCCGGCGCUGGCGUUGGUGACGAUCGCCAACGCGGUAGGCCUCUUCUCGCAGGACGCGGAGCUGGCCAGGCUCUGCGAGCCGCUGCUCUUCAAGCCCUACGAGGCAGGCCAGCUCCGGAGCAUCGCACAGUCGCGGCUGGCCGAGGUUCUGCCGCUGGCCCACGGCGCGCCCGCGGCGGGGUCGGCGGCAUCCGCGCAUCCCCUGGCGGGCGCAUUGGGCGUCGGCUCGCUGGCGAUGGAGGUGAAGCUCCGGCAAGUGGCGAAGAACAGCGGAGACUGUCGUCAGGUCAUGCACGUCUGCGAGAGCGCCGUCCUGGAGCAGCAGGCCGCUCGAGAGGAGGCCGCGGCGGCCUCCGAGGGCGGUGAGGCGUGCUCCUCAGCGGCUGGCAAGCUUACAGCAAUCCGUGGGUCAGGGCCUGCGCCGACAAAGCGCGACCCCCUGGCGAGCGUCGAGUUCCUGCCGCUGGAGCAGCAGGUCCUUCUCCUCGCCCUGACCGGCGCGAAGAGCGAGGCGGUGCGCGUCGCCGAGGUCUGCCAGCGCUACAAGGCCCUCAGCCAGCGGCUGCACCAGCCGCUGGACCUGGCGAAGGAGGAGGUGCGGGAGGCCCUCCUCGCCCUCGAGCAGCAGGGGCUGCUCUCGCUCCGCGCGCCGCGGCGCGGCGGCGGCGGCCGCGGCGGCGGCGGCGGCGGCGGCCGCGCGGCCCCCGCGCGGGCGCCGGCGCAGGGCGACUGGGUGGCCGAGCUGGCAGUGGUGCAGGCGGUGGUGCGUGAGCGCAUUUUCCAGGCGAAUUCGACGCUCGAGCGUUGCAUGCAGCAAUGA